Molecule: messenger RNA, 4213 nt
Organism: Cladophialophora immunda
Lineage: Eukaryota; Fungi; Ascomycota; Eurotiomycetes; Chaetothyriales; Herpotrichiellaceae
Exons: 3
Coding region: 2056-4020 (654 amino acids)
Source: RefSeq, a predicted model, not a curated record
CUUCGCUCCUCAUACCUCACCCUGACCUCCUCACCCUAGGUCUUCGGCUCAUACGACAUCGUAUGCCUAGAUCCUUACAGUGAGCUAGGCGCCCACUAACCUCCCAACAUCCCUAUCUCUCCUCCGUCCGUCCGUGGACGCGUAACGCCCACCUACAUCCUCCUACUGUAAGUUGACCUUUACGAGGACCUCCCCCCCUUCUCCGUCCCCUCGGCGUCCUUCUCUAACUCCCCCAAUCUCGUCGCCCUAUCUACCGAGGAAAGGGCGGAGCCAGGCCUAGUUUUCUAGCUUCCACCUUCCAGCUCCCUUCCGACUUCAGGACCUCUGGAUCCCGGCUGAAGACGACAUCACCCUAUCCCUCUCCUGAAAUCGACUUCCCGCCUUCUUCGAGGGCUAGAACGAACGCGACCCUGUCCCCCCUGGCGUCCACGAACCAGUGUCGGUAGACGCACUGAGGGUAGGUUACCCUGUUGCCUAGAGGAGGCUGAUUCCUUGGGCUUGCGUUGGUCGCUGCUGCUUCCGAGAUUCAAUGGCCCCUUGAAUUGGACCGCGCCGUUAUGAGUCACUCUUCUCACGUCCCGCCCAAAGGCUUGCCUCCUGAGUGUCUCACUACAUUCCUGCCGAUCCCGAGUGACGAAGGCUGGGGGAUUAGACAGUGUCUUGCCGGUUAUCUAGCGAAACUUGACGUCAACCAUGGGUAUACGUGCUGAAGUCUGUCGGCGCUACGCAAAUCCUUCAAGGUCCGGCGGGACCCGGUGUUUUAACGGUUGGUCCUCCUGACCACCAGACGGCCCUAGCUUCUCAACGGCGCUCUCUCGACUCACGCACUAAUCCUGGGAUUUCGCGUGACUCGAGGACUGGGACGUCUACGCGUCGAGGUCUAUGGAUCUCCGCCGCAGGGGCUCAAUACGACGUUAUGGUGUCUAGGGUUCCUUGACCAACUUCGAAUAUGGUGAAAUCUCCGGCACUACUCACCUCGAGUGAAGUCGGUCGGAGCUGAGCUGCAGCUGUACUACGUCCUAGCAUCCAAUCCGUUGCCUCAGGUCAGAUGAAAGUUGGAGAGUACGGAGCCUGGCGGCUUCCAAGGGGGUCUCGAAAGACCCUAUGGGUCGAGACCCAACCCUACCUCAAUACCCAGCCUCAAGGCAAGUUGAGGAACCGGCACCGGCACACAUCAGGUAGGCAGGGUACCUCAAGAGGUAAUUCAAUCGGCCAAAUCGAGUCCCGGAUGAUCCUUUGACGGAAAAUUGGGUCGUUCCACCUCAAGUCAGACUCUCACUUACAGAAUGGGGGAGUGUGUCAGGUUGGGGCAGUCGAUGCUUGCUUCCAGCGACACGUUCCAGCCCAGUCUCUCCUCCGGAUACCUAAAGGCCGUCCUCCGAGAAGGCUCCUAAGUGGGUGCGCGUCGAUACGGACAGAUCCUCUCUGUAAGGGUUUCCUUUCACGUCGGGCCCCGUCCUGCCCCUUACCGGCUUCGAAAUUGACCGAGCCAUGUGCUGUUGUUCUCACACCAACCCAGUCAGAAUGGGGCCAGCUAACCGUGCCCGAGCAGAGACCAGUCAACGGAGUCAAGGCAGACUCGGAGCACCCCGUGUCCCGUCCAUGAGCCAAGUUUGAGGACAGGGGAAGAAGUGGUGCUCGGUAGUCCGGAACACUACUGUGGCCGUCAUGACACCAUCUACGGAGACGAUCUUUCCACCAGAUUCUAUUCGACAACAUCAAAUCUGCCUCGCGGUUUGGAACAACGGACGAAUCCAGGGCCUAGGGUUAACAGAUCAGGUAACACUACUCCCACGACGGGUAAUCCACUGGUGCGACUAGGUUGGAGGUGAUGACCUCUCUGAAAGCGGCAUACUUCUUCCUCGACAAGGGGUAUGACCUACCCGUGCGGGAAUAUGUCGAAUUUGGGGAUCGGAUUGUCGACACGCGCGAACCACUCCGCCGCCGUCGUCCAGGGGGCAGGCUCAGGGGCCAAAUGAGGGGGAAUGUUGGACUAGAGCAGGCGGAUGUUGGCCCGAUGUGGAAUACUACGUCCCCUAUUUCAGGCAGGCAGAGAUGCUCACGAGCGGAGCGGCGCAGCUUUUGUGUGCCGGCCAUAAAAGGGCACUACUACUCCCCCUUCUCAGACGCGAGAAUCACUGCGCAGGUUACUCAUCCUCCAUUGCAAUGAAUUCGACUUUCAAAGUGACACCGGCGGUUACGCCAUUCGACAUCAUCCAAUACAGAGGCCCUCCAUGCCCAAAACCAAGGCGAACCCAUACUUCGCGGCAACAGGGAACGCUCCCUGAGAAAUACUCUCUCCCAGACCUCGCACCUAACAGUUGCUUCGACGAAUUCGACCAUCCACAAAAUCAACGCGCGACUCCGGAGCUGGCCGACGCUACUUCUCUCGACAGCGCGGGGGAAGUAUCUUUGCCGUCGACACCAGAUAACGCCUUGGCAGACUUGGAUUUUACUGCAGAAAGGCCUGACUAUGAAGUGAUUCCCGAUGAGAGUGCCCUAAGCGAAGUCGAAAUUGAAGAGUCUCAACCAUCCGCCUUAGGGUACACAGCCCAUACCGACAAGAUGGUUCUCCAACAGUGGAUCCCGUCACGGUCGGCUUCAAGUCCUAUGGCAAAGAGCGAUCUAGGAGUGGAUAAUACGAACCCCAGCAACGCCGGUGAUAUACGUGAGGAGAAUGCCUCAACCGGUAGCGCCCAAUCAGAUGACGACAAGCGUCCUCAAGGCCGAGUCGGCCAGCAGCUACGGAGCGAGGAGCCAGGGUCAAUAUACGACGAUAUAUUCCCGACCGAUCCUAUUCCCGGAAAUACAGCGGAUAAUGCCUAUUCUCAAAAGAGUCACUCUGAGCUGAGACGGGACGCGCUUCCGUCAGCAGUAUCGAGACCUCGAGUAGUGCCACCAACUAGCCCCAGCCGACUCGGGCAACCCCGCCCACAAGUGGAUCUACCUAUGGCUUCCACAACUAUAAAACCACCUCAGUGUACGGUGGGGGUAAGAGGUCGACCACUUGGUCAUCAGGUUGAUCAUCCACCUCUGCGAACGAAACGUAGCGGCUCAACAAUGGUUGGCGGACUCCCCAAACGCAAUCAACCGUUCAGAUCGACGAAUCAAGCAAAGGCCUCACCUGACGAUUGGCCAAGCGACAGUGACUCCGACGCCAGCUACGAUGGCGACGCUAAGGCAGCCUCGGCUAGGGCCGUAAAGCAGAGGCAAAGGCAACGAGCACGGCGGUUAUCAGGGACGUCGAAAGCUAUCGGUAAUCCGAAGCGGAAGUUACGAAAUGGCGGUCGUACGAGCUCCGCCGGCACUCACUCACAAUCAACGAUGCCGGUGCUCUUCCGGGAUGCAGAGGACAACCAGAAAGUCAAUGCUACUGUGGGUAUCCUCCGCAACGAUGGUAUAGAGGCGGCCUACGAUUCACCGAUGCUACUGAAUUCCAACAUUACACCGGUGAUGUCGACCGAAGCAGCGGUUCUGACAGUCCUUCUCGCCGAUAUAACUGAGAUCGGGGCGCUACUGAAAUCCCCGCUGGCCUGGGGGAUCACAGGAGAUCUCUUCUCCAUGACCAAGCUUGUUAACGCCACUAUCAAACCUCACACGCCACAACAAUGGCAAGUAACUGCCACGUUCUCCCGGACUCUGGGUCCUACACAGGUGACUACAGACCCCGGCUUCGAUACCGAGGCCUUCACUUCAAGCGCCGACAGCGACGACUCCUCGAGCAGUAUAAACAGUAUUCACCAUUACUCUUCCGAUGACGAACCUAGGGUUCGAACACGCGGAAUCAAGCGUGGAGGUUGGCAGGAGACGGACGACAAAAACUUGAUUAAGUGGAGACGCGAUGGCAAGCCGUGGCCCUGGAUCUACAGAAAAUUUCCAGAUCGAACAAAGGCAGCAAUCAAGUCCCGCUGGUACGUGGUCCAGACCCGCGAUACAAAUCAAAAAGAUAGCGACCGACGAUCUAAGAGUGCGAAGCGGGCGGGCGAUAGUCGUACAGCCAUAGGAGGUCGACGAGGCUAGGGUCGGUAAGCAUUUUGCAGACCGGCGCCAAUACGUUCAGCAGACAAGUUUGACCUGUAAACAGGAAAAAUGAAUGGUUUCAGAAGCAAGACAAAUGUUAUAUAUUAGGGUAUCGUAGCUGCGAUUGAAGGUACUGUAAUAGUACGAGAGCUGAGAGUAUCAUAUGAGGCGCGGUGAACUUUUUAGGUUAUCU